GUUAGCAUACCUGUACUUCAAUUGCAUUGCAUUGAAUCAAUAAAACAACGCAUUGUAAAUUAUUCCAAUAAAAUGAAAUUCGCCGUGGCUACGAUAGUUUUUCAAAUCAUUUUGAUUAUUUUGUUUGCAACAUUAGUGAAGUAUGAUCCAAAUGAAGCUGGACCAGGAAUGAACUCUACCCAAGGAACUAAAAUCUACCCAAUGAAGUAUGAUCCAAAAGAAGCUGGACCAGGAAAGAACUCUACCCAAGGAACUAAAAUCGACUAUUACCCAAUGUUCCAAGAUGUUCAAGUGAUGAUUUUUGUUGGUUUUGGUUUUCUCAUGACUUUCUUAAAGAAAUACGGUUAUAGUGCAGUUGGCUACAAUUUCUUUAUUUCUGCUCUUGCUAUUCAAUGGUAUAUGAUUAUCAGAGCAUGCAUAGGACAUCAUGGCGGCGAAUUAAAAAUUCUGAUAAAUAUGGAAAGCUUAGUAACGGCUGAUUUCUCUGCCGCUGCAGUCUUGAUCACCUUUGGCGCAGUUUUGGGUAAAGUCAGUCGUCUUCAACUCCUGAUAAUUGCAAUCAUUGAAAUAGUCAUGUUUUCUGUCAACGAGUUUAUCUUACUGGAUAAACUGAAGGUUGCUGAUGCUGGUGGCUCAAUGGUCAUUCACUGUUUUGGUGCCUACUUUGGUUUGGCAUUGAGUUUUAUGUUAAAAAGACCACAGGACACUGAUAACAAUCCUAAAGAAGGAUCUGUUUAUCAUUCAGAUAUAUUUGCUAUGAUUGGAACGGUUUUCUUAUGGAUGUACUGGCCAAGUUUUAACAGUGUUUUGGUAUCACCUGCAGUUGAUCAACAACGAGCAGUGAUAAACACAUAUCUAUCUCUUGUUUCCUGCUGUGUAACAACAUUUGCUAUUUCAACAUUAAUCAACAAAGAUAGGAAACUAGACAUGGUUCACAUUCAGAAUGCAACAUUAGCUGGUGGUGUAGCUGUUGGCACUCUUGCUAACAUGAUGAUUCAACCAUGGGGGGCUCUUUUGAUUGGUUUUUUGGCAGCAGCCAUUAGUGUUGUAGGAUAUACAUAUGUAACGCCAUUUUUGGAUGAAAAACUGCAUAUUCAUGAUACUUGUGGAGUGCAUAACCUUCAUGGAAUGCCCGCCAUAUUGGCUGGUGUGGGUGGUGCUAUUGCUGCUAAGGUAGCCAAUAGUGAAAAUUACAAAAACAGUUUGGAAUCUGUCUUUCAAAAUAAAGAUGACGAUACAAAACGCGCCGGUUAUCAAAUAUCAGCAUUGUUGAUCACUCUUGCAAUUUCCAUCGUUUCCGGAGCAAUAACAGGUUUUAUAGUGAAACAAAAUGUUUUUAUUUCGCCGACUCGUGAACAAUUAUAUGACGAUAAAGACUUCUGGGAGCUGCCUGAAAUUUAUGUCAACGACAACGAAACACCUAUGAUUGGUAUUGAGAAGAUAGAACCUAAACAAGAAGAGACAGCGUCUCCUUAAACUCUUCUAUUUAAGAUAUCAAUUACUCAUUUUCAAACUACUUGGUAUGGUGGGAAUAAUAAAGAGAUAAUAUUUUUCUAAAUCAAUUUAGAUAUUUUUUAAUAUUCUAUUUUUGCAUACAUUUGUUAAAAUCAUACAUAUUAGCUACAAUUAUGAAAAAUAUAUAUAAAUAUAUAAGUAAGGCCAAAUGGUAAAUGGUAUUUUUUCAUUUUUAUAACAAAGCAAUUCACAUUGUAAAAUGGUCGAUGUUGCUUGUUCAAACAGCACAGAAAGCAAUAAAAGUUUCUUAAUACAUA
Xenia sp. Carnegie-2017 is the source of this 1772-nucleotide messenger RNA. RefSeq names its product ammonium transporter Rh type B-like. Gene Ontology annotation, biological process: ammonium transmembrane transport; ammonium homeostasis. The transcript has 10 exons. The coding region runs from base 73 to 1476 and encodes 467 amino acids. Gene Ontology annotation, molecular function: ammonium channel activity. The record is from RefSeq and is a predicted model, not a curated record. Lineage: Eukaryota; Metazoa; Cnidaria; Anthozoa; Malacalcyonacea; Xeniidae. Gene Ontology annotation, cellular component: plasma membrane.